UGUUACGGAAGCCAUGGUCGGGAAAGGUAGCCAUGUGUGAGUCGCACCAUGGCAAGUAGGGACGUCACAUAGCUCUCCCAACCAGGAUGGCAGCUGACCACGGUCACAGUUUCGCCAAAAAGAACUUCCACAAGCCCACAUACUGUCACCACUGCGCGGACGUGCUAUGGGGCAUAUUGAAGCAGGGGAGCAUCUGCGAAAUUUGCAAUUUCGCAGUGCACGAUCGAUGCAUGAAGACAGUUGUCUCCCCUUGCUCCAGUAUCGCCCCAUACCUGAUUAGGAAUCCAGUAGCUCAUUGCUGGUCUGAGCCGACUCAUCACAAACGGAAGUUCUGCAACGUCUGUCGCAAAAGAUUAGAUGAUUGCUUGUCGACACACUGUGAAAUUUGUGAGUACUUUGUCCAUCCUGAGUGCCAAGAUUUUGCAGUCGCUGAUUGUAAGGAAAAUGCCACCUACCUUCCUGGUAAAGAGCUCUCUCUUGUACACCAUGAACACCACUGGCGUGAGGGAAACUUGCCUCCAAACUCAAAGUGUGUUGUCUGCAAGAAACAGUGUGGUUCACUCGAAUGUCUUUCCGGCUUCAGGUGUGAAUGGUGCGGCAUCACAUCUCAUGCCGGGUGCCGGAGAAAUCUUCCGAGUGAGUGCCAAUUUGGCAAUCUUGAGCCAAUAUAUCUUCCACCGCAUGCUGUUAGCAUACCACGCACCGAAGUUCCGAUGGAGGCUAUAAUCGGGGUCCAAGUCAGAAGAAAGGAGGCGAUGUCUCAUGAAUUGCUUAUAGCACGAAGUAUCUCCGAAGAAUUUAGCAGUGGUGACAGUAGAUAUCAGGACAACGAAGAAUGUGUACACCCUAGGGAAAGAAAAGAGAAAGAAGAUCGUGAUGAAGAAGUAAUCAAAGUUUAUGAUGGGAACAAUUCAGUUAGACGAAGAAUAUUUAGAACGAUUACAGUGUCACGACUUGCUAGUACUGAGCAUGUCCUUACCCAAGCUCUUAGAGCAUUCCACAUCACUAAAGAUUCUUCAAAUUUUUUCUUGACGGAUCUUUAUGCAAACUACGAAAUUCCAUUGUUAGACCCUAGUCCUAUCCAGAGUUUAACAAGGAGAGAAGGAAAAAGGCCUGCAGUCUUCCUUCGUUUUAAGGAUAGUGAAUGUGGAGAGGUAAGAGUAUAUCCAGGAAAACUUCAAGUAAGCCAACCUUUUUGCACAAUUCAAGUAACUGCAAGUACAACAAUAACCGAUUUAAUCCGUGAAGCACUUAUUAAGUUUGGAUUAGUGAAUCUUAAUCCUGAUGACUUUAGACUGAGCGAAAUUUUGUUAGAUCGAGGAGUUUCAGAAAGAGUAUUGGCAACAGAUGAAAAGCCAUGGGACAUAAUGAAAGCCUUAGGUACAGAUUCGAUCCGUCAGAUGGAACUCAUGCGGUUCUACCUGCAAAUGAAAGAAGACCCGCAUGGCCCAAAUUUGGCUUUAUUUGUUGGCAACCUCCCGCAAUAUCUUGCACAGAAAAACUACGAGACCAUUCUAACUGAAUUCCUUGGAAGAGAAAAUAAGUUUUCCUCUAUUGGUCCAAUUUAUUAUGAAUACGGAUCAAUGGUAAUCGUCUAUGAAGAUGCUAAAAAGGCUGUGAAAGCAUUGUAUACACUUAGAGAAUCUUCUCACGAAGAAAAACAACUGUUAGUUAUGCUUCUUCCAAACAUCGAACCAAGCAUGGUGCCUGUAGGAGUUCAACCGCUCUUGGUAUUUGUCAACGUUAAGUCAGGUGGCUGCCAAGGGUUGGAGUUGAUUACGAGUUUUCGUAAACUUCUCAACCCUUAUCAAGUAUUCGAUCUGGACAAUGGAGGUCCCCUCCCUGGACUGUACGUUUUUCGCCACAUCAAAGAUUACAAAAUCUUAGUUUGUGGAGGAGACGGGACAAUCGGGUGGGUCCUUCAAUGUCUUGAUAAUGUUGGACAAGAUAGCGAAUGCAGCAGUCCACCUUGUGCAAUCGUACCAUUAGGCACAGGGAACGAUCUCGCUCGAGUGUUGAGAUGGGGGCCAGGCUUCACCGGAGGCGAGGAUCCUAUAAACCUCCUCAGGGAUGUUAUAGACGCUGAAGAAAUCCGACUUGAUAGAUGGACUGUAAUCUUUCAUCCAGAGGAUAAAAGCGAAGAUAAGACUCAACAGAUUUCAAAUUCAACAGGUACAGGGUCAACAAGCGAGGAAGUAUCGACAGUUAUGGUCAUGAACAACUACUUUGGUAUAGGGAUUGAUGCAGAUCUAUGUUUAGAUUUCCACAAUGCCAGAGAAGAGAAUCCAAACAAGUUCAAUAGCAGACUCCACAACAAGGGUGUCUAUGUGAAAAUGGGUCUUCGCAAAAUCGUCGGGCGAAAAUUAUGCAAGGAUCUGCACAGGGAAGUGAAACUGGAAGUCGAUGGAAAACUAGUUGACCUCCCGCCUGUUGAAGGCAUUAUUAUACUAAACAUUUUAAGCUGGGGUUCGGGAGCAAAUCCAUGGGGCUUAGAAAAGGAAGAUCAAUUCCAAAAACCAAACCAUUGGGACGGCAUGUUGGAAGUGGUUGGAGUAACAGGGGUUGUUCACUUGGGACAAAUUCAGUCUGGUCUCAGAUCUGCAAUAAGGAUAGCACAGGGUGGUCACAUUAAAAUUCACAUACAUUCCGACAUGCCGGUUCAGGUGGAUGGUGAACCAUGGGUCCAGGCUCCAUGCGAGGUUGUUGUGCUCAAAUCUGCUGUAAAGGCAACGAUGCUGAAGAAGAUGAAAGGGAAAAUGAAGAGGCGAAAUACAGAACCAUUUAUGGCCCAGGCUACAGGGAGCAGCAGUGCUACCAUUAGCAUUCCAGUCGUCGCAGAACAGCCGGACUCCCUCAACCACAAUGAGUUCUAAAAACCUUAUCACACCAAUACAUACAUUAAUUUUAAUAAUAGUACAAUGUGUGUAUUUUAUUAUAUCAAGUUGCCUUUUCAUGUGUCUAAAUUUUUAAGUAACAACGUUAUAGUAAAACUUAUAAUAAACCUAAUGUGUUGGGUUUGGGUUUAAAUUAAAACAUCAAGGACUUUGGAAUGGACUUCAUCCUUUCUCUUUGAUAUUAAAUUUUAUUGAAACUUGUUAUUUUAAAACGGAGGUUAAAAUGUUUUAUUAUAUAAUGAAAUAGAAGAAUAACUGUGGGCACUGUAAUUACAAUGAACUUAUUACAACAAAAUAAGGUUGUUUUUACCCUUGUUGUAUACUAUAAUCUUCAAUGACUAAACAAAGACAUUUCUGGCCCAAAAAGGUGUUUUUUGCCUGCGGCAAAAUAAAUAUUUUCAUAGUCUCCAGCACAAUUAUGUUAAACAAAAUUGUGGUCAGAAUAUAAUUCGUGCGAUGCACUCAUUGUUGUGACCUGUUAUGUCUGCCAUGACCAAAGAUAAAACAUUAAAAAUACCUCAUGAUAUGUUAUAAUGAAAUUUGAAAGUACAUAUUUUAUUCUAGUCAUGUUACUGAGUGUUAAAAAAGAAAAAAGAUUGUGAUUUUUUAUAUAUAAGAAAAAUUGUUUUAUGUAUAUUUAGUACUAUUUAGAAGAUAUAAUAUAUUUUUUAUAGUAUUUAUUAGAUAAUUAAUUUGGUUUUGAAGACUAUGUUUGUUAAGAUGUGUUUGUUUAAGCUUAUGUUAACCAAAAAUGAAAGUUAAAAAGAAAGAACAAUGGUCAUAAAACACAAAUCAUGAUUUGAAAAAAAAAAAAAAAUGAAACAUCAAAGAAACGUACAAAAAAAGAAUGUGCAAUCAACUAUAGUCGGAUGAGUUGGAAAACAUUUCUAUUGGAGUCGACUUGCUUUAUACACAGUUGUACAGGUUAAUAAAUUGUAAAACCGACAAACGCAAGCCUGUCGAUUCUAAUGGAAAAGUAAAGGAGUCGCUCGGUGACUUUGUAAGCGGAUGUAAGGGGGAAGACAAGGUGUGGGUCACCGAUGUAUUCUACAUUGUUAGAGAUAUGUGAUUCCCGGUGUAUUAGAAAAGGAAGAGGUCAGUUUACUCUAAAUAAAAUAAGAAGUGCGCCUUGUAUAUAUACAUAUAUUUUUGGAGUGAGGCAUCAAAUAACAGAUGUCAGCUCACAUGGACAUUUACAUCUGUUAUGAUGAUAAAACGGCUGGCUGGUAGAAAAUGUGAGACACCAAGGGAACUAAUAAACAUAUACAUUUACAAGAUGACAAGUAAGGGUCAGAUGAGAUAAGUUAUAUUACAUUGAUUCAAUUAAAAUGUGAAAUUUUCAAGUAAAGUUAUAUUGUAAAGGAUUAUGGCCCCCUGUCAACCGCCUACAAGCACCGUUAAGUCAAGAAGAUUGCAAAGUAGUUCAUAAUACCUUUCCUGCUAAAUGUCUUAUGUCCUAUUUUUUGAGUCAUGAGGGCAUAUGUUGAGUAUCCUUGCCGGAAGUGGAAAUUCAACAUGAAAUUCCUAACCGAUCAUGCGUGUUUGGGGCUCAGUCACUCACAGACUGCUUUCUCCGGGGCAAUUUCAUCUGUGAGAGAUACACACAUUUGGUCGGUUUGUGAAACCUAAUCUAUUUUUAUUGCUUAGUAUCACUAUUGUAUUUACAAAUUUAAACAAGAGUAUAUAAAGAAAUUAAAACGCUCGAUACAAUCUUUUUCUGUAUGUUAUGGUAUCUUUUCCAUGUGCUGUGUACAAGAAAAAAUAUUAUAAACAUGUAAGAGCGUUGAAUAAAUGACACGGUUGAGUGGGGCUGGCUUGACUUCCCGAAGUGUGUCACUCACACACAUCGUCAAGUUCCACCUCAACAGUGCAUCUCUAAAAUCCAUUAUACCCUUUACUAAAUCUCUGAUUAUUAUAUGUAUAUGAUGUCAUGAUGGUAAAUAGAUAUAAAACUGUGAGUAUAUAGAAAAGUAUUAAAUGUGACUCUUGAAGAAAGCA
Cimex lectularius (bed bug) is the source of this 4892-nucleotide messenger RNA. Its product is annotated as diacylglycerol kinase theta. NCBI's taxonomy places the organism in Eukaryota, Metazoa, Arthropoda, Insecta, Hemiptera, Cimicidae. Bases 87 to 2873 code for a protein of 928 amino acids. Gene Ontology annotation, molecular function: ATP-dependent diacylglycerol kinase activity. The record is from RefSeq and is a predicted model, not a curated record. Gene Ontology annotation, biological process: diacylglycerol metabolic process; lipid phosphorylation; intracellular signal transduction. The transcript has 19 exons.